GACGACAGGCUUGCGGCGGGAAUCUGUGCGGCGGUGCGGGUGUCCGUUUCCUGGCACUUCUGGGGGUGCGGCUCUCUGUGCCGUCCUGCAGCGUGGCCGGUUGUGUGGGAUUUCUGCGGCGCCUGGCAAAUGCAUUCCGUGCCCUCCUGCGAGUUUGGGGGUGCCUUCUUGUGGCAGGCGAUGGCACGGUGCCUCUCCAAAGCUCCGGGUGGUGGGUGUUCCCUGCCAUCUUCGUGAGCUGUGGGGAGAUGUGGGUCUGCCGGGUUCUCGGGGGUGUCUGUGUCCUUUCUGAGGCUUGUUUGUUUCUUGAGGAGCCCCUCGGCUGCCUGGGGACAUAUCGGGGGGAGGCGGAGAGGAGAGGCUUGUGGGGAGAACUGCACGCCGGCCAGCGAUCAGAAUGGGCGAAGGGAGUGGGCUGAGGGGUGCCACAGAGAGAGAAGGGGCAGGCUUGCUUCGUGUGCGCCAUACAGGCUCAGCUGGAAUAUUUGGGUGCCGGUGAACCAGAAUGUGGGGCCUGCCUGGUAUAGGCCUUGAUCGGGGCCGUGGGAUUGUGGGGUGAGGCUCAGCUGCUCUGUGGUGCGUCUGAGAUGAUCAGACUUCGCCGGCACAACUCUCUUCCGUAUGCAAGCGAGGGGUGGUCUUCUCAUUCUGCCAGGCUUUGCCAGCCUUGCCCCGUCCAACCCCCAACCCGCGUUUGCAGUUCCUUUCUUCUUUGUGGGAUCUUCCCCCCCCCAAUCAUCUCUUUGUAGGCUGGGGGGUCUUCUGGGAUGUCCCUGAUUCAUCUCGUCCAACCCCCAGGGGCCCCUUUGAGCUGGUUUGCUUGUCUGAGGCGCUUCUGUUCUGGUGGGCCUCGGGUGGCUUUUGCGUCGGUUGUGGUUGUGAGGGGAGGGUCCGCGUUCGCGGCAGGCUCUGUCUCAGCCUGUCAAGAAGAGGAUGCGCUGUGUCUGCAGGGGGUGGUGUGUGAGGAUCAGGUGCCUGGCCUGUUGGGGGAAUGUGAUCCUUGUAGCCCUGGCGGUGUGUGAUGUUCAAGGCGUGCACACUCUGCACAUGCAGAUCUGUACACAUGUGUAGUGACGCAUGGAUUCUGCUCCACGUGCCUGAGAAGUCCACUUCCUAGCCCUGCCCUGCAAUUCUACGUCCCGGUGCUUUUUAAAGUACAGCCAUGCACACAAAAAUACGCACCUGUGUACAGACACCUGUGUGUAACGACUGAAUAAAGUUUGUGGGGUGUCGGAGAGAGAUGGGGAGAGAGAAGGAGAAGCUUGUGAGAAGCAUAUCAGUCACAGCUGUUUGUGUGGCCGUUGGGAGUGUGUGAAUAAUAGGGACACACAGGAAGCUGCCUGCCUUCCACCGAGUCUGACCCUUGGUCCAUCUAGCUCAGUAUUGUCUGCACAGACUGGCGGCAGCUUCUCCAAGAUUGCAGGCAGGAGUCUGGAGAUACCAAGGAGGGAACCUGGGACCUUCUGCAUGCAAGCAUGAAGAGGCUCUUCCCAGAGGGGAAUCUCUUGCAGUGCUCACAUGCAGUCUCCCAGGUGGACCCUGCUUAGCAAAGGGGACAAUUCGUGCUUGCUGCCACAAGGCCAGCUGUGUGUGUGUGUGUGUGUUUGAGUGUGCUUUCAUGACUACACCUCAUGUGGACAGCGCUCUCGAGAGCCGGCAAGCUCAGACUGACAAAUGGGCCAGUCUCCACACAAGGGCAGCCCCGAUUUUGCUUUGCGUGGGGCAUCCAAGAAGACCAAAGGUAGCUUGGGUGAAUUGCUGCUUUGAAAGCCAUGUCACAGUGCAGGUGACAUAGUGCAUAGCGGUCGACCACAGAAAUCCGGAAGGAGAAAUCGCGGGAUGCAGCACGAUGCCGGCGCAGCAAGGAGACGGAGGUGUUCUACCAGCUGGCCCACACCCUGCCCUUCGCCAGGGGGGUCAGUGCCCACCUGGACAAGGCCUCCAUCAUGCGCCUGACGAUCAGCUACCUGAGGAUGCACAAGCUGCUGACCUCUGGAGAAUGGAGAGAUGAAGUGGAAGCCGAGGAGCAAGUGGAUUCCUAUUACCUGAAGGCCCUGGAUGGCUUUCUCAUGGUGCUGACUGAAGAAGGGGACAUGAUCUACCUCUCGGAGAAUGUCAACAAGCACCUGGGCCUCAGUCAGCUGGAGCUCAUUGGUCACAGCGUCUUUGACUUCAUUCAUCCCUGCGAUCAAGAAGAGCUUCAAGAUGUGCUGAGCCCCAGGCAGGGUUUCUCGAAGAAGAAGGAGGUGAAGACGGAGCGCAGCUUUUCCUUGCGCAUGAAAAGCACCCUCACCACCAGGGGGCGCACCGUCAACCUCAAGUCCGCCACCUGGAAAGUUCUGCACUGCGCUGGGCAUAUGAGGUCCUACGCGCCCGCCAAGCCGGCUGGCGGGAAGGAGGCCGAGGGCGGUUUCGUGGAGCCCCCGCUGCGUUGCCUGGUGCUGAUCUGCGAGGCAAUCCCCCACCCCGCCAACAUUGAGACGCCCCUGGACAGCGGCACCUUCCUCAGCCGACACACCAUGGACAUGAAGUUCACCUACUGUGACGACAGGAUUGCUGAGGUGGCUGGUUACACGCCUGAGGACCUGCUGGGCUGCUCCAUCUACGAAUACAUCCACGCCCUGGACUCGGAUUCUGUCAGCAAGAGUAUCAACACCCUGCUGAGCAAAGGGCAGGCAGUGACCGGUCAGUACCGCUUUCUGGCCAGGAACGGCGGCUACCUCUGGACACAGACCCAGGCCACUGUCAUCUCCAGCAGCAAGAACUCCCAGCCGGAGAGCAUCGUGUGUGUCCACUUCAUCCUGAGCCAGGUGGAGGAGAAGGGCUUGGUGCUGUCCCUGGAGCAGACGGAUCGGCAAGGGGAACACCGCCGCCUGCCGCCGCCUUCCCUUGAAGGGCUGGACUCCGACGGGGCCCUUGAUGAGCUGGAGCCCAAUGGAGGAGACACGAUCAUCAACCUCAGCUUCGAGCUGCGCGGCCCCAAGAUCCUGGCCUUCCUCCGCCCUGCCAAUAUCAGCGAAGAGGAACUGCAGCUGGACCCCAAGAGAUUCUGCAGCCCCGACCUCCAGAAACUGCUGGGCCCCAUCUUCGACCCACCCGGGGCCCAAAGCCAAGCAGGAGGGAUUUUGCGGGCACGGCCUCCAGCCCCACCUCCCAAGCCGGCUCCCGUCACCAAGAAUGCUUCCGAAAGCAACGGCCCGACGGAGCUGCCAGAAGAACUGCUUUUCGACAUGGAGAACGUCCAGAAGCUCUUUGCUUCAAACAAGGAGGUGCAGUCCAUGGAAACCGCACUGCAGGAUUACGAAGGCCUGGACCUGGAGAUGCUGGCUCCCUACAUCUCCAUGGAUGACGACUUCCAGCUCAGCAGCACCGAGCAUCCUCCAUGGCUGGCUGAAAAACGUGGCGACCCGGGCACGGGGACCCGGCCAGCCUCACCCCCUCCGCGGCCUCGUUCCAGAAGCUUCCACGGGGUGUCUCCCCGCCCACCGGAACCAGCCACCCUUCCCCGCUGGGGCAGCGACACCAGCCUGAGCCAGCCCCGUCUUGCCCAGCUGCUGGAAAGUGGCCAGUGCAUUGCGGACCAAGUGGUGGAGAUGGUGGCAUCCGUCAAGAUUCAGGCUGCGCCGGAAGGGGCCAGUCAAAACGGGCAGGUGGCCUCCUUGGGCGGCAGGAAGAGGGCUCGGGAGCUGAGCAUGGAGGAGGAGAGAGAUGUCUUUCUGGAGGCGGGGCCCCCUAAGCGUGCCCAUGGCCAUGAGCCCGAUGGCUUCCUGAUGCCCUCCCUUAGCCUGGGUUUCCUGUUGAGUGUGGAGGAGUGUUUGGAUGCCAGGUCUGAGCGGGUGGCACUGGGCAGGAAGCUCCUUUCUUUGGAGGAGCCAAUGGGGCUCUUGGGAGACAUGCUGCCUUUCGUGGUGGACGGCCCAGCGCUCUCUCAGCUGGCCCUGUAUGAUGGGGAUGAAUUAUUGAAGAGGAAACCUCCUGAUUUCUCCUGGGUUUGCAGCCAGGUUACCUGGAAGCGAGUUGCAUUGAAACAUGGUUACCUGGUUGAAACAAGCCGCGUUGAGAAUUGCAGUCUGCAAGGGACGAACACCCUGACACCACUUUGCCUGAGUCACCAUUCACCUGUGCCUUCACGCUGACAAUUUCACCAGCACCAAAAGAAAAAGAAAAACGACCCCCCAACCCCCUCCGAUCUCUUCCGGGUUGGUGAGAACAACUGUCGGUGGCACGGGAGAAUGGGAGGAAACGGGCUGCGGGUUCCCCCAGGCCCCCCAUUUUCCGCUCACGGUGGGGGAACCCCCUCCCUUAUUUUCGGCAAGCAAGAAAAGGGGAGGGGGUGCGAGCCCCAUGACUACCUCCCUUUUCCGAUCAAGCUUUCUCUUCCCACAUUUGUCCUGCCUUUUAACUUCCAAGCAGUUCAGUUUGAAAAGCAAGGAGGUUGGGAGGGGAUGGAUGGGGGCGGGAGCAGUGGAGGAGGAGCGGGCGGCCCCAUCUCGGGCACCAAGAUCUGUAAACACAGACUGUUCAAUUUCAUUGCGAGCAAAAGACACGUGUACAUACCCACACACACGCACAAAAGACACAAAUGCACCAAUGUACACACACAAGCUUGUGCAAUCUCACAACGACGGGCCGCCAACUGGCCCAGGCAGCUGUUUGUUUUUUCCCCAAAAGCCGCACUUGAUAACACGCACAGAACAAUAGAAACUCCAAGCCAGGUGAAGAACGCGAGAUGUUGCGUCUCUCUUUUUCUUUGUUUUAAUUCUUGUUCUUAAUUGUUGUUGGUUGUUUUCCCCCCCCUUCUCCUUCUCCUUUUCCUGGCCACAGGGGAUGUGUCUUGCCUCCUGCUUUCCCCAGCCAGCCUGCUGUCGGGUUUUUGUUUUUUUUUAACAUGGUUUUGCUUCUUUUCCUUUCCCGAGACUGUGGUGAAAUGAUUAUGGCGCCCUCCUAUUAUGGUUGAUGUUGCUGUUUUGUUGUUUAUCGUAGGGUUGUAGCUUUUUAAUUUCUCGUCUGCCCGAAGCCUGCCACUCUGACCGCUGCCACUGCCUUCCUUUGAAGUUUAACCAGUCCUGCUACUUUUUUAAAAGAUAAAGGGGGUUGUGUCUCUCUUUCUCCGCUCACCUCCUGUGACCAAGACUUGUUCCACGGAGCCCUUGCUCCUCUUCAAGGGAUAUCUUCUCUUGCCCUCUCGGCAGUGGUGGCGGCUUCUUCUGCCACACCAAUUCUCGGGGACGUGUCAUGCAAAUUUAACAUGAGGUGCUAAAGUUACACAAGUUGUGGCAUUCUGUCCCUAGUGGCAGUUUCUAGGCCAUUCCGUGGCCAUGGUGCUCUUGCUUCCUGCCAUACACCAAUGAUGGUUGCCGCCUAAGUCGAGACUGUGGCGAUCCGGGUCUCCUCCCGUCCUCGCUCGGCCCUGACCCCUUCUUGGCCCUGGGUUGCCCCACCCCAAGUGCCAUGGUGCUCAGCUUACACUCCCCCCUCCUGCCCCCUAUGGUCACAGAGGCCACCCAUAGGGUUGCCACUUUUUCUGACAGGGCUUUUGCGUCUGCAUGAGUGCUUCAGCAGGUUGCCAGGCACAGACCCAGAGAGCUCUGGUGCCAUUUCACUCGCGAGGUAAAAUGGGGGGGGAUGCAGCUGAGUGCAACGCCACUGUGAUGUGGGGUGGGAGGGGGCGGGAUCAGCAACUGGGGCAAUUCGACCUUUCUAUGCAACUCUUCAAGGCUGCUAGUGUCUGCUCUGGUUCUAGGCCUGGCAACCUUGGCCAUUCAGCUCUUGUUGAAUUUUAGCGAUUCGAGAAGAAUUCUACCGAUUCGAGAAGAAUUCUACCGAUUCGAGAAGAAUUCUACCGAUUCAAGAAGAAUUCUACCGAUUCAAGAAGGGUUGCCCAAGCUGAGGCUCUCCAGCUGUCGUUGGACUGCAACUCCCAUCCUCCCCAGCCACGAUAAACAGCUGGAGAGUCUCGGGUUGGCAGAGGCAGAAGGGUUGUAUGGGGAGAGGUGACAACCCUAUACCCCCAGGUCGCAACACUCUGUUGCUAGUGGUAGUUGCUAAGCUACUAGUGAGGCCCUGGUGCUCCGCCCCUCCAUUUUAGUGCUGGUGGCGGCUGGGCUACACAGAGGAUGCGGCCUCCUCUCCUCCUGCUCCAGGUGGUGGUUGCUAGGCUACCUGUGGCACUUAGUGAGCAGCCGCACAAAGGCUAGUGGCAUGUCUCCCUCUAAUGGCCAGUGCCGGUAUAUGGAGCUAUCUUGUUCCAAACCCUUGAAGGAGCACAUAUCCUGGUGCAAAUGUCUACGUGAAAGAGACACAACCCCCUUUCCACGCUCUCACACGCACAUAGCCCCCUCGCCCCAAAUGUUUGCCAUGCCAGCCAGCACCCGGAAGCUAGCUGGGUGGCUUUCUUGAAGUCCACAGAAGCUGUUCAGGGAUUCCUCCGCGAGAAGGACUUGCCCACCUCUGCUGGUUCUCCCCCAGCGUGCGGAGAGCAUUGAGGGCAUGUUUGAGAAGACACUCUCGCGUCAGCUGGGGCGAUAACGAGGCUCAGGUGGGCCGGGCCAGUGUCCAGCGUGAACUGAGCAUGCAUUGGGGAACGUGGGCCCCAAGUAGGCAUGGGACGGCUUUCCUGGAGGCAGAAAGUCUGAAAUCCACGGAGUGAGAUGAUCUGGAAUGAGGCCAUGGCCUAGGGGCGUCCAACCUUGGUUCCCUAGAUGUUGGACAUUGGGCAGUGUUGCCCAUUGGGCAGUGUUGUAAAAUGGGAGUUGUGGUCGGACAACAUCUGGGGACCCAGGAUUGCGGACCCCUGAUGUGGCCUUACAAUUUUGGUAGUGGGAGCCUUCUGCAUCCUGAAGGGCCCCAGCUUGAUUUCCAGGGUCUGAGAGUGCCAGUACUUUUGAACUGACACUUUUUUAGGAGUAAGUUUGUGGGUGUGUAAAUGAGAAAGCUUUACCUAGAAUAUCAUUCUAGGGCACGGGUAGGCAACUCUGGCUCCUCAGCGGUUGUCAAACUACAACUCCCAUCAUCCCCUGGCACAGUUUAUUGUGGCUGGGGGUGAUGGGCAUUGUAGUUCAACCACAGCUGCAGGACCAAGAUUGCCUACCCCUGUUCUAGGGGUUGGCUUGAUUUGGAGUGACUCCAUGCUGCUAUGCUGCAGUGCAGGGGCUUCCAAAGUUGAGUCCUCAGAUGUUGUUGGACUACAACUCCCAUCAUUCCCAGCCACAGUGGAUGAAGACUGGGAUGAUGGGAGUGGUAGUCCAACAUCUGGGGACCCAACUUUGAUGUGUUUAAGAAGAUGGACACUACUCAGUGAGGAAGUUGCACUUGGGUGUUCAGGGGAUGGGUGCUGUUGGCCUGAAGAGACGACUUCUCCUGCCUCUGGCAACAAGUAGGAUUCCAUAUGCACAUUUGGACCACUGCAACGUUGGGAUGGGAGCAGUCACAUCCCUAGUGCUCUUCAACAAGUGCCAUCUCUAGGUCAGAAAGUGGAGGGAUCUGGCAUUCUGUGGAUGCGGUGCUCCAAAGUCAAUCUGCUGUGGACCAUUUGGCUUCCUUUGUCUUGGAAGGGGCUACAAUUUGGAACUUGAUCUGUCUGUGGAAGGGCUGGCUGGCUUUGACAAGGGAGUGCAGGAAAGGCUCUUUCAAAGGGAGGCAGUUGGUAGGAGGCUCCGGUGCUUAUUAAGGCUUCGGCAAUCUGUUUAUAUAUAAUUUUUUUAAAAAUAUAUAUUGUUUCCUCUACCCUCGUGUAUGGUUAAUUUUUCCUCUCUGUGGCGGGAUUGGGUUUACCCCCUGCUGCGUCUGUAUCUAUUGCUGUUGUGAAACAUAAAAUAUGUCUGGUAACCUGCA
Molecule: messenger RNA, 7833 nt
Organism: Hemicordylus capensis (graceful crag lizard)
Lineage: Eukaryota; Metazoa; Chordata; Lepidosauria; Squamata; Cordylidae
Gene: HIF3A
Product: hypoxia inducible factor 3 subunit alpha
Exons: 17
Coding region: 1947-4136 (729 amino acids)
Biological process (GO): regulation of transcription by RNA polymerase II; cellular response to hypoxia
Molecular function (GO): protein dimerization activity; DNA-binding transcription factor activity, RNA polymerase II-specific; RNA polymerase II transcription regulatory region sequence-specific DNA binding
Source: RefSeq, a predicted model, not a curated record